AAUAAUAGGCUGAUUUCAACAAGUUCUCGGGACAGGCCUUCAAGUCUCUCAAUAGCUUGCAUGGGCCCGCAGCGGACCGACUCAAAUGACUCUAAACUAUUGCCCCACGGAGAGAUUCAUACCUGCUGUGUUUUUGCAAGUCAGAUAUGUGUGUAUGCUAAACCAUGGGCCCUCGGCAGCGUGAAGAUAUUACUCGAUGGACAAAGGCUCUUCUUCUACUGUACCUGACUUUGGAGAUCCGCGUCGUAGCGAGCUGGAUGUACCUCGGUGUUGCGUCCCUGGCAGGGGCACUUCACGACGACUCCUGCAACGACCUUCCAGGGCUAGUGGUCCAACAGCAAGAAGUGUGCCGCAAGAACCCCCAAUCUCUCUUGUGCAUCAGUGACGGGGCUCGACGGGGGAUUCUGGAGUGCCAGAAACAGUUCAAAUACGAGCGCUGGAAUUGCACUGCCCGGAUCAGGAACAACACAGUAUUUCAAACAGUCCUCAAGAAAGGUACACGAGAGACAGCCUUCAUUUACUCGAUCCUCAGUGCAGGCGUGGUGCACGCUGUGACGAUGGCCUGCUCGGCCGGGAACUUGACUGACUGCUCAUGUGAUAUGUCCAAUUACGGAGAAGCCGAUGUCGAAGGAUGGAAGUGGGGCGGCUGUAGCGACAACAUCAACUACGGAAUAUGGUUCAGUCAAAAGUUUGUGGACGCGCCGGAUAAAACCAGACAUAAAGACACCUGGGAUAUCAGGAAUAAGAUGAACCUCCACAACAACGAAGUCGGGCGGAAGGCGGUGGAGACUUUGAUGAAACAGAAGUGUCGCUGCCAUGGCGUUUCCGGUUCAUGCGCAGUGAAAACAUGUUGGAGAGGGCUACCAACGUUCAGAGAAGUUGGAAAUGUGUUAAAAGUCGGAUAUGAAAAGUCUGUUCGACUUGCAUCAAGGUCCAGGAAAAGGUUACGUCGCCGGGACAAGAUCAGGCGCCGAGUGCCUAUAACCGCCACAGAACUAGUAUAUAUGCACAAAUCGCCCAACUACUGCCGGAAGGACAUAAAGCGGGGAAUUCUGGGUACCAAUAGUCGACUGUGCAAUCGAACGUCGACGGGAUCUGACAGUUGUGAUCUUCUAUGCUGUGGGCGUGGUUAUAACACCCAGGUCGUCACAUAUGUAGAACGAUGUCAUUGUAAGUUCUUCUGGUGUUGCUACGUUGAGUGUAAGACCUGUGAGACGGAAAUUGACCUAUAUACGUGCAAGUGAUGCGCUUACUCCCGACAUGUGGCUUAAUUCAAAACGGGUCCACCAUGGUCCAGUAUGGAGAUGGUAGCUUGGUGUGUUCAAGAACGGAUUCAAGUGCAAUUACAGGAAGGGAGACGGCAAUACAUGAUAUACAGGAAAUGACGUUGGAUCAUGUGACAGGUGGAAGAGAAUACCACGUGAUAUGUGCCGAUUCUUGUGAUUGCAGAGGAAGAUUCUGUUACAUAUUCGCAAGGAACCCUGGGUAGUUUUGUUAAACGCUAUGACUGUGGUUACUGAACUAUGAUAUUAGAAAAAGCAGAAACACGAUAUUUAUGCAAAAUAUUCUUGUUGCCUCAGGUCGGUGCGAGUGAGACUCACUUUAGCAAUACGUUUGUUGUAGGCGCGUAACAUCCGAACUCGACGACUACCUGAUCGUAUAACAAUGCAUAUUUCAUACUCGGACAAAAACCAUUGACACACAGUGUGUUGUGUCGACAUAGUUCACGUCUCUGUUCUGUAGACCCGGAUUUGGGACGAAGAGACAAUUUGGAGAUUAUUUGAUAUUUCCCGUCGUACCUUUCUACCGGAUGUUGUGUGUCCGAGUCAGCUGUAAUAUAUUUGUGUGUAGUCCUGUGUUACAAUGUUCCCAGCAUGCUAUUUAUUUCACAAGAUGUAAACAUUCUAUUCAAUCAUUGUUAAUAUUUCAAGUGUCGUCUGACGCUUGCUGUAUGUUUUAUGUCACCUUGGCAAAUCAUAUUAUAUAUUGCCUGUAAAUAGAGCUCAAUAUAGAAAAAUUAAAUGUUCGUUAUCGUUUUUGCCCAUUACUAGUUUGUAUGCGAUCCGAAGCUCAGGGAUAAAAUUUAACAAAUUCAGUUGUAUAUAACGCCGCCUUUUACAGUUUAUCGGUAUUGAAAUCAACGCAUACCAAAGGUGAGGCAUGCAUUCUACUUUGGCAAUACCCGUGGCAAGGACUGAAAGACAAAGAUUCGUAACGGACAGGUCAUUUUAUAUUUCGGGGGUGCCUACUAGGAUAUGGAAACAAUAUCUAAUUUCAUUUUAUUAUGUGUUAUUUACAGACACGUAUUGAGGCUUCUAAACAGAAACACGUCGUGUUUUUCAGCAGUUGUUGAAAUAAUAAUGUCUCCAUACAAAAUCCCAGGCGCCCCCCAGAAUAUCAAACGAUCUGUCACAAAUCGAUUCGAUUCCGAGAUUCGAACCAACAUUCAGGGGAUCCUUUCAACUUCAGGACCUCUGCCCACUGGGCACCCAGUUUAUAUGUGAGGCCACAGAGUACAGUGGAUAACGUUAUCUACGAAUCUUUUUAAGUGAGGGUUUCUGUCAGUGAAAAGGUACUUGAAUGUUGCAAACGUUAUCUCCGAACAGCGUUGAGUUAUAUCCCUGACGCUUCGCAACUGGCACGCCUACUGGUUUAUCUAAAGACAAGUACUUCAAUGAGUACGAUUGUUUCUAUCAAGGCUCUCAUUAGAAAUCCAACCCAAUGAAACCCACAGAUGAGGGCGAGUUACAGGUAAAGACACGUGGACGUGUAUUAUAACUGGGUCUUUCUCUUAAAUCAAAAUGCUUAUUAUUGUAUCUGUAACUUAUCAACUAGACAUGGAAUCGAAACUGAGAAUAAAUUCUCAUAUGUAGUU
Molecule: messenger RNA, 2875 nt
Organism: Haliotis rubra (blacklip abalone)
Lineage: Eukaryota; Metazoa; Mollusca; Gastropoda; Lepetellida; Haliotidae
Product: protein Wnt-16-like
Exons: 4
Coding region: 165-1244 (359 amino acids)
Biological process (GO): neuron differentiation; multicellular organism development; canonical Wnt signaling pathway
Cellular component (GO): extracellular region
Molecular function (GO): frizzled binding; cytokine activity
Source: RefSeq, a predicted model, not a curated record